AAACGAAAUUGCUCUCCAGCCUAGCUUGACUACCCAACCAGCCUGUGAAAAUGUUCCGGCUUUUCGCCCACACCAGGUGUUGCUUGCAGGUGAAAUGGGCACUGCAGAGGCCACUUCGGCCAGUUCCUUUUCCAGCAGUAGUGCAACAGAGCAGUUUCUCCACAGAUUCUGUGCAUCACCCAACCCAGACUGUCUCCUCAUGGCCCAAGGAUGUGGGCAUCCUUGCUCUGGAGGUAUACUUCCCUUCCCAGUAUGUAGACCAGGUUGAGCUGGAGAAAUAUGACGGGGUAGAUGCAGGGAAAUACACAGUGGGCCUAGGUCAGAAGCAGAUGGGCUUUUGUGCAGCUCAUGAGGACAUCAACUCUCUGUGCCUGACUGUAGUGCAGCGUCUGGUGGAGAGGAGCCACCUUUCCUGGGAUUCUAUCGGCCGGCUGGAGGUUGGCACAGAGACCAUCAUUGACAAGUCCAAGGCUGUCAAAACAGUUCUGAUGCAGCUCUUUGAGGAUUCUGGAAAUACAGACAUUGAAGGCAUUGACACCACCAAUGCCUGCUAUGGAGGCACAGCCUCCCUCUUCAACUCAGCUGACUGGAUGGAGUCCAGCUCCUGGGAUGGACGCUAUGCUUUGGUGGUCUGUGGUGAUAUUGCAGUCUACGCUACUGGGAAUGCACGACCAACAGGUGGAGCAGGAGCUGUAGCUAUGCUGGUUGGACCAGAUGCCCCUCUAGCUUUAGAGAGAGGUCUCCGUGGAACUCACAUGGAACAUGUCUAUGACUUCUAUAAACCAGACUUGGCUUCGGAGUAUCCUAUGGUGGAUGGACAACUCUCCAUUCAGUGCUAUUUCCGCGCCCUGGAUCGGUGCUAUGCCACAUAUCGCAAGAAGAUUGAGAAUCAGUGGCAGAAAGCUGGGAUCAACAAGCAGUGCACUCUUGAAGACUUCCAGUUCAUGAUCUUCCACACACCCUUCUGUAAGCUGGUGCAGAAAUCUCUGGCACGAGUGCUACUGAAUGACUUCCUUUCGUCCUCCAAGCCUGAUACUGAGAGUGGAAUCUACAAAGGGCUGCAAGACUUUAGCAAUGUGAAGUUGGAGGACACUUACUCCAGCAAGGAAGUGGACAAAGCUUUUCAGAAGGCCAGCAUGGAGCUGUUCAGUCAGAAAACCCAACCUUCCCUCUUCCUCUCUGCUCGCAAUGGCAACAUGUACACGCCAUCUGUGUAUGGCUGCCUUGCAUCUCUGCUGGCACAGUACUCUGCCCAGCAGCUAGCUGGCUCCAGAAUCGGCGUCUUCUCCUAUGGUUCAGGACUGGCAGCUAGCAUGUUCUCCCUGAAGGUGUCCCAGAAUUCUGCCCCAGGCUCACCCCUGGAAAAGUUGGUAUCCAGUCUUUCAGAUCUGCAAGCUCGGUUGGAUUCUCGGCAAUGUGUCUCGCCAGAGAAAUUUGCUGAUAUUAUGAAGCUCAGAGAGGACACUCAUCAUCUGGUGGACCACACUCCCCAUGGGUCCAAGGAGGAUUUGUUCCCAGGAACCUGGUACUUGGAACGAGUGGAUGACAAGAACCGCAGGAAGUAUGCACGGAAACCAGUCUAAGGGGAAAACCAAAACUGCCACUAGCAAAGCUUUCCUGACUUACUGAGACUUAUUGACAGAGCCUGAAGUACUGGCUUUACCAUCAAGCAGCACAGCAAACCACUUCAAAGCACUUUUGAAAAGGGCUGCUGAAUUUCAAACACACAAGGACUCUUACUCUUGUUUGCUGACAGGGAGCUGCUUUACCAACUUCUCUCUCUGAACUUUAUGCAACUGAUUGAUUUGCGAGUUACUUCCAGGUUCCCUCUGCUGAAGACAUCUGCUUCUUUCCAUUGUGGACUAUAUAUUUUGCUGAUUGAUGAAAGGUUUGUUUGGGUAUUACAAGGAUUUUAGCACUCUGUCAAUUCAAGCUAGAGCUACAAAUUAAAGUCUUCGGCCAAUCUAGCACAACAUCCACA
Molecule: messenger RNA, 1981 nt
Organism: Hemicordylus capensis (graceful crag lizard)
Lineage: Eukaryota; Metazoa; Chordata; Lepidosauria; Squamata; Cordylidae
Gene: HMGCS2
Product: 3-hydroxy-3-methylglutaryl-CoA synthase 2
Exons: 10
Coding region: 51-1583 (510 amino acids)
Biological process (GO): acetyl-CoA metabolic process
Cellular component (GO): mitochondrion
Molecular function (GO): hydroxymethylglutaryl-CoA synthase activity
Source: RefSeq, a predicted model, not a curated record